GAAGUAUUUUAGAGUGACACAACUGUCAAGCAUCAUGGUUAUCUCUGCAAUGAGGCAUCCUUUCCUGAGGAGCAGCCAAGUCUGUGGCAGCUGGACAAGACUAACCAGAAAACCAGCUGCACGUCAUAAUGAUGCAAAACCUCUGUGAGACUAUUAUCUGCAGUGACAUAUACUCCAAGGAUGUGGCAGAGACAGACCAGCAACUGUGUUUACACUGAGAUGGACUUCAACCAGGAGGAGAUCAUGGAGAAGCUGCAGGUCUUCCCUGGAGGCUCUAUUGAUCUUUCCAAACAGGACUCUGGCAUUGCUGUUCUCACCAUCAACAACCCUUCCCGCAUGAAUGCCUUUUCUGGCACUAUGAUGGUGGAGCUGGAAGAGAAGGUGACCCAACUGGAGCAGUGGGCAGAUGGAAAAGGGCUCAUAGUCCAGGGUGCUGCUGGUACCUUUUGCUCUGGAUCCGACCUUAAUGCUGUGAAAGCAAUAUCCAACCCCCAAGAUGGCAUGAAGAUGUGCAUGUUUAUGCAGAACACUCUCACAAGACUACUCAGACUGUCUCUGAUCUCUGUCGCUCUUGUGGAGGGGAGAGCCCUUGGAGGAGGAGCAGAACUCACUACUGCUUGUGAUUUCAGGUUGAUGGCACCUGGCAGUGUGAUCCAGUUUGUCCAUAAACACAUGGGUCUCGUUCCAGGCUGGGGUGGAGCUGCUCGACUAAUCCAACUUGUUGGUAGCCAAAAUUCCCUGAAGCUGCUUGGCAGCGCUUCAAAAGUAGACUCUGAAUUUGGCCUCCAGAUUAGACUGGCAGAUGGAGUUCUUGAGGACCCUCUGGUAGAAGAAAGUGCAGGGACUCUCCUGCAGCAAGCUGAAAACUGGCUCAGUAAUUGCACCAAAGGGCCACCAGCAGUGAUCCAGGCAGUGAAGAAGGUAGUGCUGUCAGGGAGAGAGCUCCCUCUAGUGGAGGCACUAAGAACUGAGAAGGACGUACUUGGGACGGUGUGGGGUGGUCCAGAUCACCUUCAAGCACUAGCAAGCAAGUCCAAAUACAAAUGAGUACACCUGGGGUUCAAAGCAUCAUAGUUAUGCUCUUAUUUACUGUUGUGUUUAAUUUCCUGUAUGGGUAAAACCAGUCAGCGAAGAGGA
Dunckerocampus dactyliophorus (ringed pipefish) is the source of this 1137-nucleotide messenger RNA. It is a transcript of the gene echdc1, whose product is annotated as enoyl CoA hydratase domain containing 1. Gene Ontology annotation, biological process: fatty acid beta-oxidation. The record is from RefSeq and is a predicted model, not a curated record. NCBI's taxonomy places the organism in Eukaryota, Metazoa, Chordata, Actinopteri, Syngnathiformes, Syngnathidae. The transcript is spliced from 7 exons. The coding region runs from base 181 to 1047 and encodes 288 amino acids. Gene Ontology annotation, cellular component: cytosol. Gene Ontology annotation, molecular function: enoyl-CoA hydratase activity.